GUUUCCGGUGUCAGGGUCAAAAUUAAAUUCACCGUUAGCAAUAACUAGGCUAAGGAUACGGGUAGCUAAUUGACAUAGAAACAGAAGCAUGGCGGCGGCACUCAGAAGGAGCCUUGUUACAGUAGCAAAGGGUCUUAACGGCCCCUGGCUCCAUCAUCUGCGCUCCCGACCCCUCAGUGUGGGGGCCUGUUUGCGGGCCCCAGAGGCCCCCCCAGCCCGUGCCGACAGCACUUUCAAGGUCACCAUGGUACCAGGAGAUGGGGUGGGGCCUGAGCUCAUGACGGCUGUGAAGGAUGUCUUCAAGGCAGGUGAUGUGCCAGUGGAGUUUGAGGAGUUCCACCUGAGUGAGGUGCAGAACAUGGCCAGUGAGGAGAAGCUGGAGGAGGUGCUCACCUCCAUGAAGACCAACAGGGUGGCCAUGAAAGGCAAGAUCCACACCCCGAUGGAGUACAAGGGAGAGUUGGCCUCCUACGAGAUGAGACUGAGGAGGAAGCUGGACCUGUUUGCGAACGUGGUCCAUGUGAACAGCCUGCCCGGUUACAGCACCCGCCACAACAACCUGGACCUGGUCAUCAUCCGCGAGCAGACCGAGGGGGAGUACAGCUCCCUGGAGCAUGAGAGUGUGACGGGCGUCAUCGAGUGCCUGAAGAUCAUCACACGCGAGAAGUCCCGCCGCAUCGCCAAGUUCGCCUUCGACUACGCCACCAAGAAGGGGCGCAGCAAGGUCACCGCCGUGCACAAGGCCAACAUCAUGAAGCUGGGAGAUGGUCUGUUCCUGCAGUGCUGUAAAGAGGUAGCGGAACUCUACCCCAAGAUCAAGUACGAGAACAUUAUCAUCGACAACUGCUGCAUGCAGUUGGUGCAGAACCCGUACCAGUUUGACGUGCUGGUGAUGCCCAACCUGUACGGCAACAUCAUCGACAAUCUGGCAGCCGGGCUGGUGGGCGGGGCCGGCGUGGUGCCCGGGGAGAGCUACAGCGCCGAAUACGCCGUCUUCGAGACGGGAGCGAGGCACCCAUUCGCUCAGGCUGUUGGCCGGAACAUUGCCAACCCCACCGCCAUGCUGCUGAGUGCUGCCAACAUGCUGAAACACCUCAAUCUGGAGUACCAUUCCCACAUGGUGAAUGACGCUGUGAAGAGGGUAAUCAAACAGGGCAAGGUGCGGACAAGAGACCUGGGGGGGUACUGCACCACGGGGGAUUUUGUGCGUGCAGUCAUUGACAGCCUGCGGCCCGUAUACUGAGGAAUCUGCCCCACCCUGGCAACCCCUCGCCUCCUACCAGGACCUUAAUCCCCCACACUCAAUCCCCCUUUUGUCCGCCUCGUACUGGCAACCCUCAGUCACUGCCCACAGCCCUGUGUGGAGACCGCUCCUGGUCUUCCCCAUGACGCGCACACACACACACACACACACGUGCACACACAUGCACACAUACAUACGCACCCAUACGUGUGCGCGCACACACAUACACACAUGCCCACGCAUGCAAGUAUUUCUGCCUCCUCUCUGUGUCUCUCCCUUCAUCUACCUCAGUUCAGGAAACUUAAAUUAAAAUAUGAGGUUUCUUCAGGAAUAGAAUUUGAAUGAAUUCUCUGAAUUUAAUUCCUGGAAAUAGAACUGUCACCCAACCCUGCCUCCCUCUUUCUGUGUCAGUAUUGUUUGUCGCCUGACUGCUUUAACCCAGUCACAUGACCUCUACUCAACAUGGCAGCAUGUGCUCUCUGUUUCUCUCCUCGAGACUGAACCUGCUUCCCCUCUCUGUCCGUCUGUCCGUCUCUGGGGCAACACUUAACGUUUCUUAGGUGGCUUUCCAACCUACCGCAGGCGUUGGGUUAUCUGACCGUCCGCAAGCGUCAGGUUAUCUAACCAAUCGCAAGCGUUCGGUUAUCAAACCGACCGCAAACUUGUGUUUUCUAACCAAUCGCAAGUGUUGGGUUAUCUACCUAACUGGAAACAUGCUUAUCUAACCAACUGCAAGUGUUGGGUUAUCUUACCAACCGCAGGCAUUGGGUUUUGUGCGGCAGCGCCUGGGUUUUCUGAGUCUUAAUUAAAACCACGGUGACCUCUGACCCUCUGUGCGGUCAUUCACGGUUCUCAGUCCCGCACAGUCACCAUCGUCAGCUUCCACUUCUGAAGUGAGGUGGGAGCUGGGCAGCUGCACACACACACACACACACACACACACACACACACACAUACACACAAACGGGGCUUAUAUUUCACGAUGAGUGUGUGUGUGUGUGUGUGUGUGUGUGUGUGGUGACAGACCGUCUGUAUGAAACUCUGAAGAUAUACUGAGGAUUUCUUCCUUUCUAACAGUUACAUUCUCACAUGCCAGGAUUUUCUGCGAAAACAAACGCACUGCUAGAUUUGUAGGACACUGGUUUAGGGUCUGCUGCUCUUAUGCAAAUUCUGUUAACCCUUUGGACCAUGUCAGGCCUUACAGGAGUGUGCACACUUGGCACGCCAGGGUGUCCCUACCGGACCUGUUUCAGCGCACAGAAAAUGGCAACACUGGUGGAAAAAUGAAACGCUGUUUACCUGUAGGGCGGGGUCAUACCCAGUGCCUUCCAACCCACACCCCUCACUACACUACUGUUACUUUUCUACUGCUAAAGUUUGUUUCCACUGUAGUGAAAAUGGUUGUUAUACUAAUGAGCAGUUCAGGAGAAUGAGAAUCUGCAAAAUGAACAAUUUCUGUUCAUAACUGUAUUUUUGUGGGAUUUUCACCAGUUAGGCGGGCCAGAGUGUGUCCAGUCUGACCAUGCAUCAGUGGCUAGCACACAGGGCUGCUACUCUAGACGCACACACGUCCUGGCAGUGAAAGCAGUGCAAGGUUUAUCUCUAAGGCACGUAUCACAGUUUUGGCGUAAGGGCAUAUCAGGUGAAACAGCCUGACCCCUUAAAGUGCAGGCUUGGCUUCACUGCCGGGGCAGUUUAUUUUACAUUGUAGUAGUUAUUACAUGAAUGAAUAACACAUCUGUUUAUAUGUGAUGUAUCCGGUCUGACUGAUCUUUUGUCUGUUUUUUUUUUUUCUCACUAUUUUAUUUUGAAUUGCAUUUUUCUUUUUGUAAUGCUUACUUACUAGCUUUGAUUAUUAACGGCUUAAAAAUACAUUUUCAUGAAAUGGAAUCAUGAAAUGAGAAGACUAUCAAAAGAAAAAAACAAAAACAUUGAACAGUCCAGCUCAUGCUAGCAUGUAUAUCCUCAGAGUGAAUGUAAUUAUGGUUUUGCAAUGCGGUAUCCACAGCAAGGAUGUUGUUUGUUUAUUAUUUAAGUCCCGUGUACGCAUCAGUCCUUUGGAGUUCAUGCUUAUGCACACAAACAAUCCCAAAUGGUCCAGAAACUUCCAGAACGAAUGUUUGGGAUGUUUGGAAUGUUUUAAAAUGCUGUAUCCAUGUUGCUUUAAAUAUGUGUUUUGAUUGUAGAAAAAAAUCAGUUGAACCAACAGGAUUGUGUAUGUUUUUAAAUACAAAAAUGCAGAGCCUCCUUGCAUGGGUAGUGUUCAUGUAAGUGAGAAGGUUGAGCAUGUCUGUGAGAGCUAGUCAAAGCUUGAUCCUGGCAGAAGUCUCAUGUUUUCCCACUAGGCUGUUGUGAGCCUGAUUCAUUUUGUACUUUCAAAACUCAUGUUAAAUUAAAGAGAUGUGCCUAA
Messenger RNA from Conger conger (European conger), 3653 nucleotides. RefSeq names its product isocitrate dehydrogenase (NAD(+)) 3 non-catalytic subunit beta (gene idh3b). Gene Ontology annotation, molecular function: magnesium ion binding; oxidoreductase activity, acting on the CH-OH group of donors, NAD or NADP as acceptor; NAD binding. The record is from RefSeq and is a predicted model, not a curated record. The transcript has 11 exons. Gene Ontology annotation, biological process: isocitrate metabolic process; tricarboxylic acid cycle. NCBI's taxonomy places the organism in Eukaryota, Metazoa, Chordata, Actinopteri, Anguilliformes, Congridae. Gene Ontology annotation, cellular component: mitochondrion. The coding region runs from base 89 to 1243 and encodes 384 amino acids.